AUGUCCUCUGGUCAAAUACCACACCACAACGCAAAGGCAUCUCGCCAUCCAAGCAAUACAAGCUCCCAACAACGAUCUAACACAACACCAGAAUACGACCAAGACGCAGACGAGCCCACGACGCCCCGCGCCAUAUUCCAGUCUCAGCAACAACAGCUUGAAUACUCUGGCUCCGACACCGAACGGGAGUCAUUUCAAGCAAAAGGCAAGAGAAAAAAGAGCAAAGGCAAAGAGCGAGCCAAAGGACGUAGUACAGCGUCUUCGUCGGCUUCAUCUGCACGAGACGAUUCCACCACCAGCACCGCAAACAUGUUCGCUACACGAUCCUCAAAACCGACUUCGUCCAGCAGUCGACGAGCGUCAUCCGGCAAGAGCAAGAAGAGCGACGACUGGAGCGAAGUUACUGACCCGGAAGAGCGCCGCCGCAUCCAAAACCGCAUUGCUCAGCGAAAAUUUCGCGAAAAGGCACGCGAGCAGAAGGAGCGCUCUGAGCGUGAGUCCCGCAACCAAGAACACGCCGCCAGCAGCUACCAGGUCCCGGGCCCUGAUGACUUGAGUGUCGACGACCAGCUCUCGGGUGUGCCCUGGGGCGGCCCCAGCAUGCGCUUCAUGGUCGCCAAAGGCCACGAGUCUCUCGGCGGCGGUAGCGGCAGCCGUCACAGCAGCGGCAGCCGGCAUGGCGGUGGCUCCAUGUCCGAGUACUAUUUUGACGACACCGCGACGGUCUAUGCCCACGGCAGCAGUGGCGGCAGCAGCAGUGCCGGUUCCACUGUGCCCUCGAGCGUGGCUGUCUCUUCCGCCGCCGCCAUGGCUGGUCUCGCAGGUACAACGGCACCUACGGGGGCCUACUAUUACAUGGCUGAUGACGGUAGCCAGGCCUACUCCUACAGCAGCAGCGGUGCGAGUGACAGCCGCGGGAGCAGUCGCAGCAGCAGCGACUUCACACAGGCAACCGCCUCCCAAGGCGACCAGUACUACGACGACGGUUCCUUCUACUACGACUACGAGGCUUAA
Messenger RNA from Sporothrix schenckii 1099-18, 1014 nucleotides. RefSeq lists its product as uncharacterized. Gene Ontology annotation, molecular function: DNA-binding transcription factor activity. The coding region runs from base 1 to 1014 and encodes 337 amino acids. The transcript is spliced from 2 exons. Gene Ontology annotation, biological process: regulation of DNA-templated transcription. NCBI's taxonomy places the organism in Eukaryota, Fungi, Ascomycota, Sordariomycetes, Ophiostomatales, Ophiostomataceae. The record is from RefSeq and is a predicted model, not a curated record.